CACAGAUCGAGGAAAAUGCGAGCAAAGCAGCAACUAAGAAAUCUUUGGAUUUGCUAUUGCUAAGAAAAUGCUGCGAACAAAUAAUUGCACGAAGAAAUUUCUGCUCAAAGCAGUUAUUUUGCGGGGAACGUUUUCGAGAGUCGAGGUCAUUCGCGUUCUCUUUCACUUGCAACCUUUCAUCUGCGUCUGCGGUACAUAAAAUAAGCGUAAGAUACGCCGGCGCGUCAGACGGUAAGUGAGAAAAUUCGUUUUGUAUUUUCAACACGAUCUUAUAUCUGCAUAAGAUCACAUGAAUUCCACGAAAACAAACAACGUGACGCGUUGAAUCGUAUCGGUUGAAUCUCUUCAAGGCGAGUUGUUUUUUUUCAUCGACGAUACGGAGAACAUAGAAGAUAAGGGACAAACAAACAAAGAAGUUCUGUCCGAUGAGCAGGUUAUCUGCCGUUGUCAGUGCGGAAGAGAUGAAUUUUUUUGUCAGCGACAACAGCCACGAUCGGCAACGGCUCAUUGUACGUCAUGGUGGCAAGAAAAAGGAGGAUUAUACGUGCAGAGAAGGCCGGCCAGGCGGGAGGGGUCGAUAAGAGAAAUCAAACCGGGCGUGCUACGUGGAAUCGUGAAAGUGAAGGUACGCGGCUGCCGCUACCUGCGGGAUAGGCCCGAUGAAAACCUGUUGGUCGCCGCUAAUCCCCGCCGAUCUCUCACCAGUCUUGUGACGUGGAUCGCCGUAUCGAGAAAUUUGUCGAGAAACAGACACGGUGAUAAACACACGGCGAGUGAUAAAGAGAGAUACGUUGUUUCCUGUUGUUUUGUACACAGUUCGUCAAGUCAACAAGUGUCAAAACACACACAGACAGUUUUAAAUAAUGGAGCAUCUGAAAAAGAAACUGAGCAAAUCCAAUCAGGAACAUCUGCUCAGAUUUUGGGAAGAACUGACGGACGAGGACAGGAACCAGCUGGAAAAUGAUAUAAACGAAUUGAAUCUGCAAGAAACAACAACUUACUUCAAGAAAGCUAUGGAAUCCUCUCAACGCGUUGGUCAGAACGUGCUUGAUGACAAAGUGCAAGCAAUAGACGACAGAAAAAUUGCAUCUGUCAAAACAUCAACGAAAGAAGAAUUGAAGAAAUAUCAAGCAUUGGGUUUGAAAGAAGUUGCUGAGGGUCGUGUGGCUGUGGUAUUGUUGUCAGGUGGUCAAGGCACACGUUUGGGUGUGAACUAUCCUAAAGGAAUGUAUGACGUUGGCUUGCCAUCGCGCAAAACGCUCUUUCAAUUGCAGGUGGAAAGAAUACUUUGUUUGCAGAAUAUGGCGAAGCAACGAUACGGAAAAUACGGAGAGAUAACUUGGUACAUUCUUACCAGUGAGGCAACUCACGAAGCAACUGUCACAUAUCUGAGCGAACACAAAUACUUUGGUUUAAAAGAAAGCAAUGUCAAAGCUUUCAAACAAAGUAUGCUGCCGUGCUUUACGUUGGACGGAAAAAUUAUUCUGGACAAGAAGCAUCGCGUUUCCAAAGCGCCUGAUGGCAAUGGCGGAUUGUAUCGCGCAUUGAAAAAUCAAGGAAUACUGAAAGAUAUGGAGCAGCGCGGCAUUCGAAGCGUUCACGCACAUUCCGUGGACAACAUAUUGAUAAAAGUAGCGGAUCCGAUAUUUAUAGGAUAUUGCUUGCAUUCUGAAGCGGACUGCGGGGUUAAAGUUAUCGAGAAAUCUUCUCCAACCGAGGCAGUCGGCGUAGUUUGCAAGGUGGAUGAUCAUUACCAAGUGGUCGAAUAUAGCGAGAUCUCGAAGUCGACUUCGGAACUUCGUCAUGCCGACGGGCAACUGGUGUACAACGCCGCUAACAUAUGCAAUCAUUACUUCACAAUUGAUUUUCUGAAAAAUAUUGCAGAUUUUCACGAAGAUGAUUUGAUCUUGCAUGUGGCAAGAAAAAAGAUUCCGUAUGUUAACGAUAAGGGAGAGAGGAUUUCGGCUCCAAAAAGUCCGAAUGGCAUCAAAAUAGAAAAAUUCGUAUUCGACGUGUUUCCCUUCGCCAAGAAUUUCACUGUGUGGCAGGGAACUCGUGAGGAGGAGUUCAGUCCGUUGAAAAAUUCCGAUCCCGUUGGUCAGGAUUGUCCGUGCACCGCUCGCCGCGAUCUGCUAAAUUUGCAUAAGAAAUGGCUGCUCGACGCGGGCGCAAAAAACGUCAGCGGCGACGUUGAGAUCUGUCCUUUGCUUUCGUACGCGGGAGAGAAUCUUGAUCAGCUUGCGAAUAACCAGUCUUUUGUAGGACCACAAAUCCUCGAGUAAAAAAUAAUGACAAAAAUUUCACCAGACUACGAUAGCCACGAUAUCUCGGACGAUAUAGAAACGCAAAGUAACGUUUACAUUUCUGUGAUUAAAUAAAAACUAAACAUAGAUCUUAA
Molecule: messenger RNA, 2398 nt
Organism: Pseudomyrmex gracilis
Lineage: Eukaryota; Metazoa; Arthropoda; Insecta; Hymenoptera; Formicidae
Gene: mmy
Product: UDP-N-acetylhexosamine pyrophosphorylase
Exons: 3
Coding region: 864-2282 (472 amino acids)
Biological process (GO): UDP-N-acetylglucosamine biosynthetic process
Molecular function (GO): UDP-N-acetylglucosamine diphosphorylase activity
Source: RefSeq, a predicted model, not a curated record